Gavia stellata (red-throated loon) is the source of this 2242-nucleotide messenger RNA. RefSeq names its product transmembrane anterior posterior transformation 1 (gene TAPT1). NCBI's taxonomy places the organism in Eukaryota, Metazoa, Chordata, Aves, Gaviiformes, Gaviidae. The transcript is spliced from 14 exons. Gene Ontology annotation, biological process: maintenance of protein localization in endoplasmic reticulum; positive regulation of cilium assembly. Gene Ontology annotation, cellular component: endoplasmic reticulum membrane; ciliary basal body. Bases 1 to 1746 code for a protein of 581 amino acids. The record is from RefSeq and is a predicted model, not a curated record.
AUGGCCGGUGUUGCCGAAGCCGCUGCCUCCGCCGCCGCGCCGGGCAGCGGCGGGGACGGGCGGCGCGGCGGCGCCCCGGAGCAGCAGGAUAGCGGCCGAGGAGAGCCGAAAACUCUCUGGGGGAGCAGCGAGCCGCGGCCGCCUCCCGCCGGCUCGGGGCAGUCGUCCCCGCAGCAGCGAACGGAGACGCUGGGCUUCUACGAGAGCGACCGGGGCAGGAAGAAGAAGCGGAGCCUCUCGGAUCUUUCAUUGCUGAGAUUCAUCAGUGCUGAGCUAACAAGAGGCUACUUCCUUGAACACAAUGAAGCAAAAUACACAGAGCGGAGAGAGAGAGUAUACACGUGCAUGCGGAUACCAAAAGAACUGGAAAAGUUGAUGUUUUUUGGAAUCUUUUUGUGCCUGGAUGCUUUUCUGUAUGUAUUCACCCUACUUCCUUUGAGAGUUUUUCUGGCAAUGUUCCGGUUCAUCACUUUGCCUUGCUAUGGCUUACGUGAUAGACGUUUGCUACAACCUGCUCAGGUAUGUGACAUUCUCAAAGGAGUUAUACUGGUCAUCUGCUACUUCAUGAUGCACUAUGUUGACUACUCUAUGAUGUAUCAUCUGAUAAGGGGACAGUCUGUCAUAAAGCUCUACAUCAUCUAUAACAUGCUUGAGGUGGCUGAUCGUCUGUUUUCUUCAUUUGGACAAGAUAUUUUGGAUGCUCUUUAUUGGACAGCUACAGAACCUAAGGAAAGAAAAAGAGCUCACAUAGGUGUGAUUCCUCACUUCUUCAUGGCAGUGCUGUAUGUCUUCCUGCAUGCUAUUCUUAUAAUGGUUCAAGCAACAACCCUUAAUGUGGCCUUCAACUCCCACAAUAAAUCACUGCUUACUAUCAUGAUGUCCAAUAAUUUCGUUGAAAUAAAAGGAAGUGUUUUCAAGAAGUUUGAGAAGAACAAUCUUUUUCAAAUGUCAAAUAGCGAUAUAAAGGAGAGGUUCACCAAUUAUGUGCUGCUACUAAUUGUAUGUCUAAGAAAUAUGGAACAGUUCUCAUGGAAUCCAGAUCAUCUUUGGGUGUUAUUCCCAGACGUUUGCAUGGUGGUUGCUUCAGAAAUCGCAGUGGAUAUUGUGAAACAUGCCUUUAUAACAAAAUUCAAUGACAUCACAGCAGAUGUCUACAGUGAAUAUAGAGCCAGUCUUGCAUUUGACCUUGUUAGCAGUCGACAGAAAAACGCAUAUACAGAUUAUAGUGAUUCAGUUUCCAGAAGAAUGGGUUUCAUUCCUCUUCCACUGGCUGUUUUACUCAUCAGAGUCGUAACAAGCUCAAUAAAAGUACAAGGAAUCUUAGCUUAUGUUUGUGUUGUGCUGUUCUACUGUGGGCUAAUAUCUCUGAAAGUCCUUAACAGUAUUGUAUUGCUGGGGAAAUCAUGUCAAUAUGUAAAGGAGGCAAAAAUGGAGGAGAAAUUACUCAAUCCUGUCCUGACUGCCACCCCAGGGAAGCCAGCUGGCAAACAGCAGAGUGUGUUUAAAUCUACCCAAGGAACUUCCACAGAUGAAAAUGGAUCUGCAUCAGUUACCAAUCAACCUGUGCAUCAGAAGGAGAAUACCCCGUCUUUACUUGUAACAAGCAAUUCUGAUCAAUUUCUGACAACUCCUGAUGGAGAAGAAAAAGAUAUAAGUCAAGACAGUUCAGAAUUAAAACACAGGUCUUCAAAGAAAGACUUGUUGGAGAUAGACAGGUUUACUAUUUGUGGAAACAGAAUUGACUAAGGUUGUAGGUUUUUUAAUCAAUGUGCUAAGGAUACUGAGCUGUUGGGACAGCAGAUGCUACCAGAAUGGACAGUUGCCAAAAAAGGCACAUAAAUAUUUAUUUAAAAACUUAAAUUAUUAAUGGCAAAAAAUAUUAAUUUCUUUCUACAAGUAACUUGGCUUGGUAUCUGGUCAGGUCGAGUAAGUGAUCUUUAACUUGCCUCUUGGAAAAUGUGGUGGAUCGUGAGGCUCUAGCCUGGUGGCAGAGCUGCAGUAUCACUUUUCUGGAAAAUAGACUGGGAAAAAAGCAUGAUCCUGUUCUGCGUUAUGAAACCGUGCUUCCAGAAGAUACUAUGUUUCAUGAAGGUUCCUCCAGUGUAAGGAUAUUCCUGGAAAUGUAUGACAACUUGACCGGAAGCUUGCCUUUCCAGUUACCUGUUUUAUUAAACAUCUGCAAGCAGAAUUCAAAACUUGUGCUUAUAUCAACGAACGCGUAAAGCAUUGGUACAUAAAACAG